Eutrema salsugineum is the source of this 2653-nucleotide messenger RNA. RefSeq lists its product as uncharacterized. The transcript has 8 exons. Lineage: Eukaryota; Viridiplantae; Streptophyta; Magnoliopsida; Brassicales; Brassicaceae. The record is from RefSeq and is a predicted model, not a curated record. Bases 142 to 2406 code for a protein of 754 amino acids.
UCAUCGACUCGUCUCUCUCCCAGAAUCCCGCCAAUGUGCCCGAGUUACCGUCAAUGGAACCUCUAGGAUUUCUCCUCGGUUUCUAGUCGUACAAGAAUUGAGCGCUUAUAGUGAUUUGAUUUCGUGAGAUUCUAGUUUCCGAUGGUCAAUCAUAUCGACACCGAAGUUUUCGCCUCCGAUUUCAAGUCUACUUCAGCUUCUUCGAUUCAUAGGUUUGAGGUUAGUGAGAUUUUUGGAUUCGGGGAAAUUCAAGAUACAGAGCCGAUUGAUGAAGCUAUGUCGCAGAUUGAUGAUUGCUCGUCACUUGAAACCCCAUUUCAAAAGCUCUACGACGAUACGGAGCUCGUAGAUAACGGAGAUUGUGGUGAUAAAGAAACACUGGACCAGGAAUUUGGCGGUCUCGAUGAAGUGGUGGAUGAUAGUGAGGAUGAAGAUAGAGGAAAUGGGAGUGUUGCUGCCGCUGAGUCGACAUGUUUGCGGGAGCUAAGCCCCAAAGCUGCAGAUAUACUUUUGGAGUCUGAUGGAUCGAAUGAUCACGAAUGUGAGACAGGAAAGCAAGAAUCAAAUUGCGGUAUCGCGACCGGUUUCCAAGGUUCUUCGCGGAUUACUGCUGAUAGUCAAGGUCCAGGGCUGGAUUUUUUGGAUUCUCAGGAACCAGGAGAGUCAACACAAGCAGCUGCUCUUGGUUUUGUGGACCAAUUUUUGAUGGACAAAGAUCUAAAUUUGUCCCCAGUGAAUCUCCCGGAAACUAGUCGGAGAAGGAAGUCACCUCCUUUCUCAGGUGCAAAAGGACGUCAAUCUCUGGCCAAAAGAAUCAAAACCAGAAGUCCAACCAGGAAAAUGAGCGUCUUUGAUUGGGAUAGUGAUCAGUGUGAUGUGAGUGACCUUCAAAACUCUCCAGUCACUCGUGCAAACGUUACAUGCUUCAAGAGAAGAGAAGAUCAUGUUCAAGAUGAUGAUCCUGGAGUGAAGGAAGGAUCUAUGGAUCUGUGUGAGAAUAGAAAAGUCUCAAAAGGUCCCACAAAAAGAUUUAUGCAGAACAGUUUUGCUAAACAUCACAAGAUGGAACAAACACCGAGUUUGAGUCAGGGCAUUAUGCCAAUCUCGAAGAUGGAUGCUCAGUUGCAGGAUAAAGCGUCAAAUGAGCAGUUUGAACCUGAGAACGAAUUUACUGAUGUUGGUAUUAGCACUCAGAUUGCUGCUGAAGCAAUGAGUGUUUUACUGUUUGCUCCCUGCACUAAAGCUGAAGCUCAUGAAUCAGAAACCAUGGAUCUCUCUAGAAAGAACAAUGAUACCAUUGGGAGUAGACCUGAAAGAGACAACUGGAGUGAUCUGCUUAGUGCUCCAAACAAGAAGAGAAACAUUAAGAAGAAGAAGAGAAAACUCACUAUGAAACAGAGGGCUGGCACAAACGUCUCUGCUAUAACAUGUCUUCUUAGCUUAUGUGAAUGGAGGCAUCCCAGGGCCAAAAGAUCACGUCUUACGCAAAGGCGUCACGUCCCACCUAGGAAAUCUUGGGAUACUAGUUCAGCAAAAGACAGAAGCGAAACCAACACUCUAUCAAGAAGGUUACGAGUUUCAUUAAGCGGGACAAGACAAGCCUCUUCUUGCCAUUCAGGUGUCAAUGAUUUGGAUGUUGCAAACCAUGCCUCUCCAAUGAAAAUAUAUGGCGGAAGUCAUGAAAUCUCUUGUAAUAAAGAUUUGCCUAGGCCAUUUCUUCUGAAGGAGAUCGCAAGGCUUGGAGGAUCAGGGAAGGUAGAUGACUUCAUGUGGAAAGACUUGAGGAGACGAAGAAACUUAGCACAUGUUCGAGUCUUAUUCAGCCAUAAUCUGGAUGAAGAAACAAUCAAGCAGCAGAAGAAGAUCAUGGUUCGGCUGGGAAUUACUCCGGCAUCUUGCUCGGCAGACUCAACACACUUCGUAGCAGAAAGAUUUUCUCGGACAAGGAAUAUGUUGGAAGCCAUAGCCCUUGGUAAACCUGUUGUUACUCCUCUAUGGCUGGAGAGCUGUGGACUAACAAGAUGCUUGAUGGAUGAGAAGAAGUACAUCCUAAGAGAUAGCAAAAAGGAAAAAGAAGGGUUCUGCAUGCUUACAUCUUUGGCCCGUGCGAAGCAGCACCCCCUUCUUAAGGGGUUAAAAGUCUGCAUCACACCCAACAUUAAACCCGACAGAGGUAUGACUGCUGACUUAGUGAAGUUGACUCAAGGGCAGGUAGUGGAGAUAAGUGAGAUAAUUGCUGCAGAGGAUAGAAAAAUUCCCGAUGAUCUACUGAUUCUUUCUUGCGAAGACGAUAGAGACUUAUGUCUUCCUUUCAUCAAUCAAGGGGCUGAAAUUUACACCUCAGAGCUUUUGCUGAAUGGAAUUGUGGUUCAGAAACUGGAAUAUGCCAGGCAUUGUCUCUUCUAAGUAGCAGACAAAAGGAACCAAAGAAACACAGUAUACAGCAACGCGUCUACUUCUGUAAACUUACUGAUGUACUGAUUGGUGCAAGCAAUGAAUGAAGGCUUUUAAUCAAUCUUUCAUAAAUCUGACCUGUUUGUUCUAAUAGAUAAAAAAAUACUCAGAUUUUCUCCUUUCAUCACUCUAUGGCUAGCACAUAAAAAUGACGCAUUUCACAUACAAUAAUUCUAAACCUCUUCACAUAAAUUGGAUU